UCUGCAAUGGACAAAGUUCCCACUGACUUUGGUAAUAUUUAACAGGACAGUUUUGGGUGACAUGACUGAGCCCCAGGCACAAGGACUAAGCAGCACUGUUGACAAAUUUCCCCAGUUAUGUGACAUCGAUCCACACUGAUACCACACUGAGGGCCAUCCAGCGUUGAACAAUGGUGGUUCAACUGUUGGUGCUCCUACUUUCACUCAGGAUACAGGCAUUAGGAGCUCAGUUGAAGCUGUCACCUGACACACUAACUGUCCUGCGAGGGGGGGAGGCCCAGUUUACCUGUAGCACCUCACACACCCAGUGGACCGUGAUGGUGUGGCUGCUGAAUGGCACAGCGGCACUCACCAUCUCUAAGGUGCACGGAGUCCUGCAGUCCACCAACGGUAAUGUGACAGCCAAGCCCGGCUCCGCCUCAAAGGGAGACAGCUGGGUGUUUGUCCUGAAGAGCACGGAGAGGACCGACGAGGGACCAGUGACCUGUGAUCUUCAGGGAAUUGAAAGGACAUCAGCGACUCUAGUUGUACAAGAAAAAGGCACUGUCAAAGUCUCCGGGGACAACAAGUUGGCUUUCAAGGGGCAGUCGGUGCUAUUUGAAUGCCAAGCAGAAGGAUGGCACCCUGAACCCCGUCUGCAGUGGCAGGUGAAUAACAAAACGGUGAGCCAGCGUGAAUACAACAUCAGCAGUGAAGAGUCGGGGAAGAGCCUCUUCACUGUGAGCAGCAACCUCAGUGUGACGGCAGCAAAGAGCUCUCAUGUGGACUGUCUGGCCUCCGUGUCUGCUCUCCCCAAACCACUGAAGAGCGGCGUCCGUCUGACAGUGGUUGCAGAGGUGGUACAGGAGGAACACGACUGCACAGUCCCGCUGGCGGUAACCGGCGCCGUCUCUGCUGUGCUGCUCCUCCUGCUCUGCAUCUCCAUUAUCCUCUGCUACAGACAAAAGAGACGAGCAAAUCCAAGCCCACAGGAGACCACAUGGCUCGACCAAUCAGUGUUUGGGAGAGACUUGGUUGCUGAGGCGACGAGGGGGAAGGUCAACCUGGGAUAUUCUAGUGAUGGCCCCACAGACGCAGAUUACAACGAGCUUAUCAUGGAAAUUCGUAGAAAGAUGGACUUUGCCAGCUUUCGUAGGCAGGCCCCUGAUGUUGUGCACUCCAGCAGCCAGUCUCUGCACACUGAGGGCCAGGUCCAGGGCCAGGUCCAGGUGUGUGUGCCAGAGGAAAACACAGAGGAAAACGCCAAGAACGUCAGGAGAAUUACCACAGUUUGAAUUAUGUUUAUUUUGAUGCAGUAAAUGCAGUGUUAAUAAAAACAGUAUAUCAUUUAGAUGUAUGAUAUUCACAAAUGAAAAUGUGUAUAGUAUAACUGGAUUUUUUUUGUAAAGCUAGAGAGUAAUGUAAUGUGGUUGAACUGCAUGACUGGCAUUUUUUUUUUUUAAACUAUGUAACUAUGGUUUUCUUUUUAUAUGGAUGCUGAGAAUAUAUAUUACAGAGUUUUGAGCAAAACUUUUGGGAUUUUUUUUGUCUUUUUGGCAUUCGAUUAUUUUAUAAAUUAUACCAAUUACAACACAUGGAUACUUGAAAAUUCUAAGUUCAAAAUAAAAGUUGAUUGCAGAGGAUUACAAAUAGGGCUAUAUUAAGUACACCCUUCUGUAACAGUUGAUUCAGUGCCAAACACUCUCUCAGGGAGUGAAAUUUCGGUUGACGUGAUUGUGAUAUACCAACACAAAAGAUGGACUCGUUAUUAUCCGAAAAUAGACCUAGAAUGUCUGUAAUUACCCAGUCUCAGCUCACACUGAGAGAGACACCAGGUUUAGCCUGGACAGGAAAACCCUAACCCUUCUCAUUCAUGCUCACAUUCACACCUACAACAAUAUACAGAGUCAUCAAUAAACCUACAUUUUAUUGUCUGCAUGUCUUUGAACUUCAUAGGAAGAUGGACCACCUAUGCACUCACAACAAAACAUGCAUUAUGUUGACCUUCUUACUGUGAGGGAACAGUGCUGCUGAUCACCACACCACUUGGUGGUCCACCUUUGGUUCAAUUAGUUGAAAACCUGAAAAUUCAGCUGUAUAGAAAAACGUGGUGGACUUUUAAGGACUCUAAAUGGGAUGUUUCAGAUGACUGGCACUAAUAGGGUCACCAGGGUUGAUUAAUUUCAGUAUUUUUUUGAGAAAGGAUUUUCAUUGUCCAUGUAGCUCUACCUUUUUCCCACAGUCCCUCACAUACUGAAAGUAAAAAAUAUGUCCAUCAUUUGCUCAAUGGGAGUAUUUCUUCUCCAACAAUAUCUCAUCAGACUGCAGUACUAUAGUCCAUUCCUUGGUCUAAUACCAUUUCCAGUGAAGCUACAAUCCAUUAUAUGCCUACUUUUUUUUUCCCCAUUUCAUAUGUUGUGGCGUCCACAA
Solea solea (common sole) is the source of this 2409-nucleotide messenger RNA. It is a transcript of the gene igsf5b, whose product is annotated as immunoglobulin superfamily, member 5b. The transcript has 10 exons. The coding region runs from base 171 to 1274 and encodes 367 amino acids. The record is from RefSeq and is a predicted model, not a curated record. Gene Ontology annotation, biological process: cell-cell adhesion. NCBI's taxonomy places the organism in Eukaryota, Metazoa, Chordata, Actinopteri, Pleuronectiformes, Soleidae.